Molecule: messenger RNA, 522 nt
Organism: Striga hermonthica
Lineage: Eukaryota; Viridiplantae; Streptophyta; Magnoliopsida; Lamiales; Orobanchaceae
Source: the annotation of a GenBank genome assembly
AUGGCGUCUAACUACUCUUUUCUUCUUCUCUCUCUUGUGAUCCUGUGGUCUUCAUCCCACGAAUCAACGGCCGCCGCCGCGCCACUGGGUCCAAAUUCGACUGUGUACGAAAUUCUCGUCAAGUACGGCCUCCCCAGCGGCCUUUUACCGGACUCCGUCACUGGCUACACACUUUCAGAGGACGGUGAAUUUGAGGUCACCCUUGAGAAGCCCUGUUACAUACAGUUCGAUUAUCUGGUUUACUACGAGCAAAAGAUAUCCGGGAAGCUCAAUAUCGGCUCCAUCACUGAUUUAAAAGGGAUUCAGGUGCAGAGGCUCUUCUUUCUGUGGUUCACCGUCGAUGAAAUUAGAGUUGAUUUGCCGCCAUCGGACAACAUUUACUUUACUGUUGGGAUUAUCAACAAGAAGCUUGAUGUGGAUCAAUUCUUGACCGUUCGAUCCUGCAAGGAUAAGGCUGUGCAGGUUGGUGAGCUUCCGACCACAGUGGCAGUGGAUGAUAUCCCCAUGCUAGGGGUCGAAUAG